Messenger RNA from Caenorhabditis auriculariae, 5678 nucleotides. The record is from the annotation of a GenBank genome assembly. Lineage: Eukaryota; Metazoa; Nematoda; Chromadorea; Rhabditida; Rhabditidae.
AUGUCGGACUAUAAUUACAAUGGCGAGGAGGAACAAAAUCAAGGUGUCGAAAAAUUUCGAAUCAUAAACAUAAGUUUUUUGAGAUGAUUACGGUUACGGUGGCGGUGAUGACUACGGUGAUCAGGAUCAAUGCUAUGGCGACCAGGGAUACGGUGGUGAAGAUUACGGUGGCCAAGACCACAGUGCCCAGGAUUACGGUCAGGAAGACGGUGGUCAAGACUACGACUAUGAAGAUCCACCAGAAGAAGACCAAGAUCCACCGGAAAAUGAAGACGAACAGGAAGAAGAGCAGCACGGUAGUCUAUAGUCUGAGCAAUUAAUGGCGUCAUUACUAGAUGAUAACAAUGACGUCACCGAGGAGCAUGAUGAAGAAGAAAAGGAGGAACAAGAUAACCAAGAAGAGGAAAACGAUGGACCAGUGCGUACUGUAUGAGGAUUACGGUAGUGUUUGAGUUCAGGAAGAAGCGACCAGCGCCGCGGUGACCAACUCCGCAGAAGAUACGGCUGAGAAUCACGGAUUCGGAACUCUGGUCAAAGGUGACGUCAUUUUCGUUACAAUGACGUCAUGAAUUUCAUUUUUUUCAGGAGCUUUGGAUGGAUUUGGAGGCGGUGGAAUCGAUGGCGUCAUUGGGCAGAUUGGGCAACUUGUUGGUGGCGAGGGGGGACAAGGUUUUUUUUCUGGUUUGGUUAUUGUAGCUAGAAAAUUACCCUGGGUAUUGUAGAUUUCUGUCUAUGAAGUAUGAAUGAUAAAAAAAAACUUAACUGGCGAAAAAAUCGUAUAUUUUGGAUCCAGUCUCUAUUCUAUUCAUUUUUUCUUUUCAAUUUCUGAUAGGGUUCAUUGUGUUCAGGCUUGACGAACAUGUUCUCAUCGGGUGGAAUGGAAGGAAUGUUGGAGAAUUUGAUCGGAAGCGCCGCUCAUCGGUUCUUCAACAUCGACCCUGUAAUAUUUCCAAAAAUUAUUGAAAUUCUGAGCUUCGUUUUUGAGAAAAAGGUCAAUCAGAUGUUACGGUUUCGGUCCGAAGGUUAUACAGGAAAUUAGGAAUUUUUUUAUUUCUUCUUGAAUCAAUUCAUGAACUUUCAAGACUCAUUAGGAAUUUAAAAAUAUCGACUCAUCAUUUUUGGGACAAAUUAGUCUUCAAAACCUCAUAACUCGGCUCACAAUGCUCAUUCCCCGGUCAGACCGCCCGUGAAGUCUUCUAGAGCUUCAGUAGUGGUACCGCCCUAUGAAGCCUCUUCAGUAGUGGAACUCCCUCUGCUUCAGUAGUGGUACCCCCGGGAACCCUCAAGACCCACUAGGAACCUAGAAAUUUCGAUUUUUCGGUUUGUAUUAGUCAAGUUAACUAUUCAAAAUUCCAAAAAACCAUUUCCACUUCUUCGAUCGAAAUUUCGACUACCCUAGAAAUUUCAUUGCUUGAUUAACCUUGUGUGGACCCAAACCGGCGACCCUGCGGAGGCUAGAAAUAAGUCUGUCACGCUUUUUCUGAAAAAAGGCUUACUCCACCCUUUGGAAACCAGUUGGAGUUUGAACUAUUUGCAUCAUUUAGAACUAUCAGGAAUAAUAGUUAUUCAUUCAGCAAAAAUUGAGCUUUUCAGAGCACCGGGGCGAUCAUCGGAGCCAUCGCAGGUAAUCUCAUUUUCAACAUGGGCGGUCGUCAUAACUCUUUGAGUUCCAUUGGAAAAGUCAUUCUCGACAAUCUCAUCAGCGGCAAAUUUCGACGGGAUGUGAGACCUUUUUUUGAUGAAUUCAAUGACUUUAAUGAAAAAUUGUGAAUUAACUAAUUAACAGAAAUUUGCACAUCUCCAUGACGUCAUUCAGAUACAACCAUUCUCUCCGCCUACCGGAAACUACGCCGGCGACUUCACUCUCGAUUUCGCGACGGAACGUCAACGUUGCCUGGACCAGAAAAUUCUGUUUGAGGUCGCCCUCUACAUUAUCUCCGAAAAGAAAUGGAAAUUUCGCUUCAGGACCCACAAUUCCCAGCGGCCGACCGGAGCCUGUACUACAAGACCCCGCCAGAUGGCGACGUUGUGUGGCGACGGCCUGGGGUAAAUAUAAAAUUCGAAACUUUCCUUGAGUCUCAUCCUGUUUCAUUAUCGUUAACCGGAAAAAUGUUCGAAAUGAAAAAAACAAAUUUAUUUUUGAAGAAAAAAAAAACAAUUCCAAAAAGGGAUAACUCUGGUGAAUGACAUAAUAUUCAGGAAAUCGUGAAUGACCCGCAACUGAUCGUCGGCGACAAAUCGCGGUUCGACGUCAAACAAGGAGCCCUGGGCGAUUGUUGGCUCCUCGCCGCCAUCGCCAACUUGACCCUCAGGGACGAACUCUUCUACAGAGUCGUGCCGCCGGAUCAGUCGUUCACCGAAAAUUAUGCAGGUCUUUAGAGGAUAUUUAAACAAUUUCUGUCUACUUAUAAAGUUAUAUUUCAUUAAAAAGAGAUUUUCUUAUAAAGGAAAGACUUUUGGACAAUAUCCUGUACAUAAUCGGACAAAAAAAACCCCCACAGUUAACGCAAACUUUUGAAUUAGAUGUUUCACUGUCACCUAAAGAUGAAAUUCCCAAACAUGCCUUUUAGGAAUAUUUCAUUUCCAAUUCUGGCGCUACGGUCGCUGGGUUGACGUCGUCAUCGACGACCGACUGCCGACCAUCGACGGAAAACUGUGUUAUAUGCGCUCCAACGAACACAAUGAGUUCUGGAGCGCCUUGCUCGAGAAGGCCUACGCCAAGUGAAGCGCUUGGUCUUGUAAUUUGAAAAAGAAAUGAUUUCAGAGUUUAUGGAAGCUAUGAGAGUCUGGAGGGCGGUACCACUACUGAAGCUCUGGAAGACUUUACGGGCGGUCUGACCGAGUUCUUCGACCUCAGGAAGGCCGACAAGGCGACGAUUUUGGCGACGAUGGUCCGUGGCAUGCAGAUGGGCUCCUUGUUUGGCUGUAGUAUUGAUGUGAGUUCAGAUAAUGGUGUUUGAAAUCUUCUAAGAACAGCGAGAAAGGGCAGAAUAGCUUUGGUUAGAAUCAAAAAUCAGCCAUAGACAGAAUAGCCUAGAAGAAAACAGCUCAGAAGAUGAGCCGCAACAGGCGAUAAUGUCCGAGGAAAUUGUGCUCCACGGAUAAUCAAAAAGUACAACUCAAAUUUCUUCUUUUUUCAUAAAUUUGAAUAUUUUUGCCUCCAGGCCGACGCCAACGUCAAGGAGGCUCAACUCCAGAAUGGCCUCGUCCGAGGCCACGCCUACAGUAUCACCUCCCUUCACACUGUCAACGGAAUCCCUCUGAUUCGGCUCAGAAAUCCAUGGGGUAAUAGUAAGGUGGGAUGAAAGGGAUGAACUGAAAGAUGAAGUCGUGAAUUGGAGGAAUGGAACGGCGCCUGGAGCGAUGGAAGUCCUGAGUGGGACUCGGUCGACAGCGAGACCAAGCAUUCGAUGGGCGUGGCCUUCGCCAAUGACGGAGAGUUUUGGUGAGUUUUCUGGCACACCUGAGAGGAGGACGACAUGAUUUUGUUUGUUUUUCACUGGUUUUUCGAAUUUUUUUCCGAACAUUCUUAACUAUGCUAGCUAAGCCCAAAAUGUAUUCAUCACUUUUAAAAAUUUUUUUCUUAAUUCGGGCUCUCGAAAAAAAUCAAGAUUUUCGUUUCAUUUGACCGAUUGCGACGCAGCGCGUUGAAAAAACUCAACACUUUUUUUCGAAAAAAAAACUUUGGUUAGCUUUUUCUGAGUUUAUCUUGAAGCUUUUUUUCUAAUUUUGUAAUUUUUUUGAAGAUGUCUAAUCAAGGCGUUUUUUUCUCACUGUUGCCCAGAAAGAAAAGUUUUUUCCAGGAUGUCUUUUGAUGACUUCCUCACCAAUUACACGCAAAUGGAGGUGUGCAACUUGUCGGCGUCCGUGAUGGACGAAAUCUCUGAAAUGACCGGGGUAAACAUUUGGGAAUUUUGUCUGCGCCUUGUUCAGCAAUGCCUUGGAACAAUAUUUAAAGUGGUUUAGGAAAAAAAAGGGAUUUACACGGUUUCUUUAGCCAUUUUAUCCUAAGCCAGCGAUGAAUGAACUGAAAGUCGUUUUUCUUUCUAUUUGUGAAAAUCGGGGUCGCAAGUGGAAUGGCUGAGCUACAUGUUUAGCCAUUCUUUUUUUGACAGUUCUGAAAUUUUCGACAUAUGCGUGGGCCGACCAUGAUGGACGAUUUGCGAACUUUUCAUUUCAUUUCGAAUUUCACAUCUCCCAGUUUUGGAAACAAACCAUUUUUUGACUUAUCACUCCCCGAUUAAGACAUUUUGCGAAAAUUUGGAGACACAAAACUUCGAAAAGUGGCAAAAGUUGACCGCUUCGCGACUGCGUUGCAGGCUCAUGGCCAGCCACCACACAGUUCUAAUUAUCAAGAAUUAGGUUAUCAUCGUUUAGGUAGACGUAUCGGCGACGCAGCAACAUCAAUGGGAAGAACAGUUUGUCGACGGCGAAUGGAGUACGGCCAAGGGAACUGCCGGCGGUUGUAAUAACAAUCCAGGUGAUUAUCUAGUGACUGUAAUUUAUUACAGUACCUUCAGAAACCUAUUACCUCAACCCGCAGUUCGCGUCGAGGUUCACCGUACCUGAGGACACGGUGGAACAAGACGGCAAGUGUACUGUAAUCGUGGCCGUUCUCCAAAAGUAUCGACGAGAAAUGGCCGCAACUGGGCAGGACAGCUUGGCAAUUGGUUUUGCCGUUUAUCCGGUAGGUUUUACGAAAAAUAUGACGUCAUCAAUAUGUUGAUGAGGUCAGAUUUCGAAAAAGGUAAGUAAAAUUUUCCUAGGGAGUGGUCGUGUUUGAAAGAAUGAAGAACAGUUUAUGAUUUAUGAAAAAGAAAAACCAACUUUUUCUCAAAAAAAUUUUUUUCCAUUUUUCAAAAAAAUGACGACACUUUUUUUCACUGGCCUGGCAGAAAACUUUUUAAAAAUUAACAUCUUCAAAAAUCUAAUUCGUUUUUUUCUCAUUUUUUUAAAAAGAGAAAUCAAGUUUUAGUCUCUGAAAGGUCAUCAUUUUUUUAUUUCAUAUGCAAACAAUCAAAAACUCAUUUUUUUAGCCAAAAAUUCAAACGUAAUUUCGACUUUUUUUAAACUAAUUUGACUUGUACAGUGCGACAACCAAAGAGCUCUCGACGCCAACUUCUUCCAGUCGACUCGAUCAAUUGCCAAAACCAAAGUGUUUAUCAACCUGAGAGAGGUGAACACCAUAAGUCGAUUAUUGUUUAAAAACGAAUCGAUAUCCAGGUGACUUGUCGAUUCCGUUGCCGUCCUGGGAGUUAUGUAGUCGUGCCUUGCACCUUCUCUCCGAACGAAGAUGGACAGUUCCUUCUGCGCAUUUUCGCCAACGCCAGGCUUCAGAUCAAGUUGGUUUUGAGGAAUGUUGAAAGUUCAAACAGAAAAGGUGCUAGAGGUGAAAAAAGAGCGAUUUUGCAUUGAAAUUUAAUCUAAAUGUCUAAAUCAAUGCAAAAUCGCUCUUUUAGUGAUGGAAAAAAAGUUAAAUCAAAAAUAGAAAGAAAGAGGUCAUUUUAUGUACCAACUUUCGAAAAUUGACUUACUAGGGAACGUUUUUUUAACCCUCCUAACUCAAAACCACGUCUAAUGCGAGAAAAAAACGUUCCCUAGUUUAAAAAAAUUCUGAAUUUAAAAUGAGUAUUUUUUUCAGUUCGACGGCGGCUCCAUCGGCACCAUAUACAUACUAA